This is a messenger RNA of Stylophora pistillata, 598 nucleotides long. Its product is annotated as biogenesis of lysosome-related organelles complex 1 subunit 1. Gene Ontology annotation, biological process: endosomal transport. The record is from RefSeq and is a predicted model, not a curated record. Gene Ontology annotation, cellular component: BLOC-1 complex. Lineage: Eukaryota; Metazoa; Cnidaria; Anthozoa; Scleractinia; Pocilloporidae.
CAUUGUAUUCAUUACAGAACUGUUCGCUUAGGCGUAAAGGAACUCCGUCCAAAAUGCUCUCGCGUGCUUGGAAAGAACAUCAAGCGAAUCAAGCAGUUCAACGGGAAAAACAAGAACACUUGAGAAGAGAAGCUGUGGCAGCAUCUUCAAGACUAACAUACAAACUAAUGGACACUCUUAAUACUGGUGUAGAGCAAGCUUAUGUCAAUCAGCGCAAGUUAGAAACAGAAGCAAAACAGUUACAGGCUCAUGCAGUAAGAUUUUCUAAACAGACAGUACAGUGGCUUCAGAUGUUAGAGGCUUUCAAUAAGGCUUUGAAGGAACUUGGCGACGUGGAAAAUUGGUCAAGAGUAAUAGAGGCUGACAUGACAGCAAUAGCAAGUGCCUUGGAAUACGCUUACAAAGGAGAUGGCCCUAAAACUUCAUAGCAGUGCAAAACACUGUCUCUAACAUAGAGAUCAUAGAAUGAUCCUUAUAACAAAGACAAUGUUAUUUUCUUAUUCUGUUUAGCUGGUUGUAAAUUGUCAAUGUGCAUUGUAAUAAUCGAUUAUCAAAUAUUUAUAAAUUAAUGAAUGUGAGUAAAGGGUGUAAGCAUUGA